This is a messenger RNA of Trichomonas vaginalis G3, 1287 nucleotides long. RefSeq names its product BAR/IMD domain-like family. NCBI's taxonomy places the organism in Eukaryota, Parabasalia, Trichomonadida, Trichomonadidae. Bases 1 to 1287 code for a protein of 428 amino acids. The transcript has a single exon. The record is from RefSeq and is a predicted model, not a curated record.
AUGACAGUGAAAAAAGGGCAUACGCCGCUUGACUACGAAGCAGCGUUUGCUGACAUUAAUGUAGCUGUUUCUACGAAUAUUGAAAUCAUGGAUACAAUUUUAAAUACCCUUGACCAAUUUAAUAAGUCGUAUCAACAGCUCCAAGCUGAAAUGCAAAAGCAGACAAUUAAUGCUCCUAAGCCUAUAAAGAAAAAUAUAGAAAAGAAAAGCAUUUUUAAGAAAACCAGGAGUAGUUAUAUGGAAAUAGUUCCAGGAACCAAAUUGAAUGAACUUCUUGAUCAGAUAUUUGCUGCUAUAAUGGAUUCUGGUUAUCUUUCAAUGUUUACAAAAGGAACUGAAGAAUUUUUCAUCCCAAAAAUCGCCGAAAUAAAAAAUCAAUACGAGAAAAACGUUAAUAAUAUAAAAUCAACAUACGGAAAGUCUCUCGAAACGCUUAAACAACAUCAGAAAACAUAUUCAGAAAAGUUAGAUACAUUUUACAAAAACUGCCAAAAGCUAGAAGAAUUAUAUGAUGCUCAGAAGGUAGAUAAGUCCGAGGCCAAUGUAGAAGCCUAUGAGAACAUGGUUGAAACCGUUACGCAGUUACAUAAACAAUUGGAUGAUUGUCUCGAAAAAUACAACUCAGAACGUUGGCAGUUUAAUGAAGAAGCAGACACAUCUUUGGUUAUAUGGGAGGAAGCGGAAAUAGCUCGCCAGAAGAAACUCACGAACCUUAUUAGUGAUUUUGCCAGAGUUUUCUUACAGAUAUCAUCUGAAGCUAAGGAAUUUGCAUCUGGAUUACGUGAACUGAUCGGAAAAUUCGAUUAUCAAUUGGAUAUUCCUCAUUUAGAUACAAGCGUUGCAGAUUCCACCGACAAGUUCAUGAAAUUCGUGGAAUACGAGGCACCAAAAAUUCCAGUUGAUAUCAGCGAAUUCAUUCCUACCCAUGAAUUCUUCUCAGAUGAACUCGGAACAUAUGAAGAUACUUUAAUCAAAGAUUUUGAAGGAGAUAUUACGAUAAAGAAAGGUGAAUCUGUUACAGUAAAUUACACAGAAAAGGAUUUCUACAUAGUUACUGUUAAUAGCACUGGUGCUUGUGCGGAAUUGCCAUUUGAGUACUUGGCCAACCAACCAAUGCAUGGCAGAUCGAUAUGGAAGGUGAUAAAGAAGUACAAGAUGGGUGAUUACCCAGUAGAAGAGAAUACAAUUGUCGCAGUCUCAGAAAUUAAAGAUUACAUGGCUUUCUGUACAUUACCAACCAAUAAGAAGGGAGAAAUACCUCUUCAGAAUCUAGAACGUGUUAAUUAA